Molecule: messenger RNA, 7862 nt
Organism: Magallana angulata
Lineage: Eukaryota; Metazoa; Mollusca; Bivalvia; Ostreida; Ostreidae
Product: fibropellin-1-like
Exons: 29
Coding region: 1969-6822 (1617 amino acids)
Biological process (GO): establishment or maintenance of epithelial cell apical/basal polarity; heterophilic cell-cell adhesion
Cellular component (GO): plasma membrane; protein-containing complex
Molecular function (GO): calcium ion binding
Source: RefSeq, a predicted model, not a curated record
CUAAACACUUCAAGAUGCUUAAAACAUUUUCUAGUAAUUACAUGUAUGACUAAGAUUCAGGGCUGCGUUUUACAAAAGAACUUACGACUUACGACAAAAUAAUGAAUGCUUAUUAAUCACAAACUAAUCAAUGAUUUAUUCUUAUGGCUGGAAAAUAUAACUAUGAAAAUUGAAAUAUUUGUAAACAAAUAGUUUGUUCUCUAAAGAUCAUUCUACGAGGCUGUAAAUUUUUACGACUUUGUCGUAAGUUCUUUUGUGAAAUGCAGCCCUGCAAGUCUGUUACGUUAAAAAGUAUGCCCAGAUGCACCGUCCAUGCAAAAUAAGUAAAGUUAUAAUCGGCAAUAUAGGACCUUUUCCAAAAUAGUUAACCAGGGUAGAGCAUAGGCUCACGCCAACAUCGUAUCGGAAAUUAAAGCAAAAGGAAUCCAAAAUAUAUAUGACCACUUAAUUAUAAACUAAUAUCAAUAUACAUGUAACAUACCUACUUGUGAAAAAUAUGGGCUAUUCUAUUAUAGUUAUUGCCGAAAUCAAAGAGACAUUAUUCUCCAAUAUACCACGAACGUCAUCAGUAAAUUAUCAGAUUAGAAUUACCUAUUUGUCUCCAAUGUCUCGCACUGAUCAUGAAAGUACAACUUCAAACCGUAAAAAGGUUUAAAACCAUGCAAUUUCACAUUUUAGUUCCAGUCAAAACGAUGUGUUUUGCCUCAAAUGUUUAUUUUUAAGAAAGCAAUGCGGCUGUUCGUAGGAUCUCCCUACAUGUAGCACAUUUUCACUGCGUGUUUUUACCUAAAAUUUAUAACGUGUAGUAGUAAUAAUCGUAUUAAAUUGCCCUUAAAAUAUUAGGAAUAUGAUUCAAACAUACUUUAUAAAUAAGUGAAGAGUAUUAAAAAUCCAAAGAAACUUUUGAUCGAUUCACAUGUAAACAUUACCAACAAAACCGUUGGGGUUACACGGAACAGCUUUCAAAAUGACCUAGAUUGUCUCUCUAUAGGAGAAAACUGUAGAAAUACUGGGCUGUUAGAAGAAUAGAAAUAACGCCUCGGCUUUUAUAAUUCAAAACAACAUUUCUCGACCUCGGAGGUUAUUCUGCAACAUUCACGAAAACUCUACUUUAUUUCUUAAGUAUUUUGAUUGGAAGCAAAAAUACACAAUUCUGUCUUCUCUAACUUAAGAUGAAGAUUAAUAUCGUUCAAGUAAAGAACUAUUCAGUAAAUGCUGUAAACCAAGAAACUUAUUUUCAUAAUUAGAACAAAAACCUUAUUUUCCAUGGAUACUGAAACAUUUAUUUUUUGUAUAUUUGUUUCUAAAAUAAAAAUUGUAUGUAAUGCUAAUACUGGCUUUUAUUGUAUUCUCAAAGAGGACCACACUGCUAAAACUGAAUGAUCCCGUCAUUUAAGCUACACGAAUUUAAGCAUUCCUGAAAAUUCUUUUAAGUGAUAUUUUUAAAUAUUAACACAGUUAUUUUCUUUUUAAAUGGAAGUUAAUUUAAUCAUAAACACAAUCCAAAAUCGCCCCUCUACCAUACGUGUACAUGUGUUAUUUUUUUAUAAACAAACUACGCAGUCAUUCUUUACCGUUCUCGAGAUAUUCGGAAAAGAGAAAGAUUGAAAAUACAUUUUACAAAAUAAAAUUGUCAAAGUGCGUGUGUUAAUUUCUGAAUGUAAACUGAAUUUGUUUAUUCAUUUAACAAAAUAAAAUUGUCAAAGUGCGUGUGUUAAUUUCUGAAUGUAAAACUGAAUUUGUUUAUUCAUGCGAUCGUGUGGGUAAAUGAUGUCUUUGUAUUUGUGAGGGAAAUAAAAACAGCAUUUAAAUCUUUGUUGUAAAAGUUAGAUUCCUGUUCUUUGAGUAUCUAGGGCUCUUUUAUCAUUAUGCAUAUUGAUGAAAAAUCAAUAUCACAUAGACCGCAAUGCAGAAUAAUUUCACCAGUUUGAUAUAAAUUGGACAAAGUCAUCGUAAUUCAAACACAGUAUGAGUCGGUUUGUACCCGGAAGUUUUAUGCACCCUUUAACGUUCAUCUUGACAUUACCUAUGACUACAUUACUUCUACUCAAAAUGUGGCUACAGAAACUAGCUGGAUUGAUGUUAAUGGUGGCGAUACUGUGGAUCGCUGUGGAGAGUAAGAGCUGUGCUGAGGUAGAUUUAUGUUGCAGUGGUCAUAACUCGACCUGUCUGAACCACAGAGGGGACCCGGGGCGCGCUGAUCGCUGUUUUUGUGACGAAGUGUGUCUUGAGUUUGGAGAUUGUUGUGGGGAUUACCUGGCUACCUGUUUACUUCAAGGUGUUCAAACAAAAGGUCAACGAAGCAAAAGGUCGGCAGGAAUGCGUUGUGAACCAGUGGAUCUUAUGCUUGUGAUGGACGAAUCUGGAAGCAUUGGUCCAGACAACUUUCAGAAAAUGAAAAUUUUCGCUAGAGAUCUUCUGCGAAAUUUCAAAAUUGGACCUUACGAUAUGAGAGUAGCUGUGAUCAAAUUUAGUACCUCUGCAGAUCGUGUUUUUAAUUUCUAUACAUACUCAUCAUUUGAAGAUAUAAGUGCAGCUUUGUUAAACAUUGCUUACGUCGGUGGUGGUACCAAUACAGCAGAAGCGUUGCGUCUAGCACGUAAGACUACCAUCCAUAGACGUCAAAAUGCAGUAACUGCUGCUAUAGUUUUAACUGAUGGACAAUCGUUUAAUGAAGAAAUAACAAGCCAGGAAGCACAACAUCUGAAGAACGACACAGGAACCAAGGUAUUUAGUGUUGGGAUCGGUAAUUACAUUUCAAUGCGUGAAUUGAGAUCUAUUGCCAGCACCCCUGAGUCGCAAUACCUGAUAACCACAUCGAAUUUCAACGAAUUGUACAACAAAGUUCAGCAGUUCAUCAGUGGAUUAUGUCGUGACGAAGAUGAGUGUGCAGCUUCGCCCUGUGCCAAUGGGUUAUGUGUAAACACCUUUGGUUCCUAUCAUUGUAACUGUAACAGUGGAUGGGAAUCAUUCCAUUGUGAUCAAGACAUCAACGAAUGUGCCACAUCACAUCCAUGUCAACAUGGAGAUUGUACCAACACUCCCGGGAGUUUCUUCUGCACUUGUCAUACUGGAUUCACCGAUCCAUACUGUAGCACGGAUAUUGACGAGUGUCUCUCACUUCCUUGUACACACGGCACGUGUCACAACAGUCAGGGCUCAUAUAGCUGCACGUGCGAUAGCGGAUGGACUGGCUUUAACUGUGAUACUGACAUUGAUGAAUGCUUGGUUCAACCAUCUGUUUGUUGUAAUGGAGACUGUACUAAUACAGCAGGGUCAUUUUCUUGCGGUUGUCAAGCAGGCUGGACCGGAAGUGCUUGCGAAAAAGAUAUUGAUGAGUGCAAUUCCACGCCAUGUCAGAAUAAUGGAGUAUGUAUAAAUUUGCCGGGGUAUUUUCUUUGCAAUUGUCGUGAUGGAUUUUCCGGCAAUCUCUGCCAAAGUGAUGUCGAUGAAUGUUUGUUAUCUCCUUGCAAAAACGGUGGAGUUUGUCAGAACCUCCAAGGAGGCUAUGUUUGUGACUGUGAUCAUCAGGGAAAGUACAUUGGGAAACACUGUGAAAUGGAGCUAGACGAAUGUCUAUUAUCUACCCCAUGUCUGAACAAUGGAAAUUGCACUAGCAGCAAUGGUUCAUAUGCGUGUGGUUGUGCAACUCACUGGAAAGGAAACUUCUGUCAAUUUCCAUCUGUUGCGUGCGAUUCUUCGCCUUGUCAGAACGGAGGAACUUGUUUACAUUUCAAUUCAUCUUUUACCUGUGUUUGUCCUGGCGGAUAUACUGGUGAAAACUGCGAAAUAGACAUCAGCGAGUGUGAAAACGAUUUAUGCUUUAACAAUGGAACAUGUAUAAUUACGAAUGGCAGCUAUGUAUGUAAUUGUACAAAAAAAUUUCAAGGACAGAACUGCUUGGAAGUUGUCAAUGAGUGCUCUUCGUCUUCAUGCAACAGCAAUGGGCAUUGUGUUAAUCUUGAAGCAGGUUAUACUUGUAUUUGUCAACUUGGCUUUGAUGGCGAAAAAUGCGAGUCAGGGCCUUGCAAACUUAAUCCAUGUUACAACAAUGGUACAUGUAUUCCUCACGGACUAUCUGCAUUUUGCGCAUGCAUGGCGGGAUUCUCGGGAGAAAAUUGUUCACAAGACGUGGAUGAGUGUCUGUAUGACCCAUGUGGUGACAACUUUACUUGCAAAAACACCGUAGGUGGCUAUGAAUGUUUGUCCUGUGCCACGUCUGACAAUUGUUCUUACCAAUCGCAAAACACACUGUGUGGUCAACAUCCUUGCCAAAACGAAGGCAUCUGUAUUGGAGAGAAUUCCACGUAUUCGUGUUUGUGUAAAACGGGAUGGUCAGGGAACAAUUGCGAAACAGAGCUAGACGAUUGUAGGAAUGUUUCGUGUCUUAAUGGAGGGACCUGUAAUUCCAGUUUUGGAAAUUUUUCAUGUGUCUGUCCCAUGGGAUACUGGGGUGAAUUUUGUGAGCUUGAUGUUGAUGAGUGCGAAAUUUCUCCAUGUUGGAACAAUGGAACGUGUGUAAAUUUACUUGGAGGAUACCAAUGCAACUGUUCUGACGAUUUUGAUGGCGACCAAUGUGAAACAGAGAUGAACAUGUGUGUAUCUAACCCAUGUCUUCACGGUAACUGCUCCGCUACCCCUGGAUCAUUUGUGUGCCACUGCCACACAGGCUGGACAGGCUCCAGGUGUGGGGAAGACUUAGAUGAGUGUGAGUUUGGAAUGUGCGGAUUAAACGGGACUUGCUCAAACACUGCGGGCGCUUACUCGUGUCGCUGCUCUGACGGGGUGACCGGCCAGAAUUGUGACACAGAUUUAGACGAAUGCCUAAGCGGACCUUGUCUCAAUGGAGGACACUGCAUCAAUCUAGUCAAUGGAUACUAUUGCGUUUGUCAACCAGGAUACAGUGGGGCAAGCUGUGAACUGGAUAUUGAUGAAUGUGCAUUGGGAAUCUGUAACAAUGGGGCUUCCUGUGUAAACACUGGUGGUUCAUUUCUCUGUACCUGUGGUACAGGUUGGACGGGAAAUACCUGUCAGGAAGACAUCAACGAGUGCAUUUUGAGUGGCUGUUCUAAUAAUGGGACGUGUGUCAACACCAAUGGGUCUCACAUCUGUCAGUGUACUGAGUAUUUCAAAGGAUCGUACUGCGAAGAAGAUGUAAAUGAGUGCGUUGAAUACCCUGGAAUCUGUAAGAAUGGUGGAACUUGUGAGAAUCUGUGUGGUGAUUACAGAUGUCACUGUACUGGGGGAAAUCAAGGCACGCACUGUGACGGAGACAUUGAUGAGUGUAAGGAAUACAAGCCUUGUAAGAAUGGAGGGAACUGUACGAAUACAAAAGGUUCCUUCUUCUGUACUUGCAAUUCAAACUACACUGGGGCCCUCUGCAAUGAAGAUGUUGAUGAGUGUUAUCAAAAUCCCAGCAGGUGUAAUAACGGAGAGUGUCAGAACUUUUAUGGUGGGUUUCUUUGUUCCUGUCACACUGGAUUCACUGGAGCCCUCUGUAAUACAGAUUUAGACGAAUGUGAUUUGAAGCCGUGCAGCAAUAAUGGAUCCUGUGUUAAUACUCUCGGAUCGUAUCACUGUAAUUGUGUUGAUAGCUGGGACGGGCCACUAUGUGAACAUGAUUUAUGCAAUACAAAGGCUACCAAACUAGUCUUUGCGGUAGAUACCUCCUUCAGCUCAACUGGUGAAAUAUUCCACAAACAGCUCCAGUACAUAACAGACGUUGUGUCAAGAAUUACAAUCUCCGACGUCAAAUUUAAAGUGGCGGUCAUUUCCUUUGGUUCCACGGCAAAGGUAGCCAUCGAUUUUGAUUCAUAUACUAACAAUACAGAGCUCCUUGAUCAAGUGAAUAAGAUGCCAUUCAUGAACGGAACCACAAAUAUACCAGCAGCUUGUAGCGAGAUAAAGAAAAUUAUAGAACUGACUUCGUGGAGAUCUCAGUUCGUGUUUUUGUUCACAGACGGAAUGCCCAGUUCUUUGAGUGAUGCAGUCAAUUCUGUGAAUAAUUUGAGGGCUUAUCUUGAAAUAUCCAGUGAUCAAAAUGAAGUCUAUCUUAUUGCUUUCGGUAAUGAUGUCAGACACGAGGGUUUCCAUCAGCUUUCCAAAAAUUCCCGACACAGUGAUGUAUUUCCAAGCACAAAUUUGGAACCCUUGUUCAACGUUUUCCAGAAACGAGUAAAUGUAACGUGUGCAGCCUGUGAAGUCAGACGGGACGUUGAUUUGGUACUUGUCUUGGAUACAUCGAGCAUUCAACACCCAACCACAUACCUGGCCAGCCGAAACAUUUUCCUUCAGCUACUCGCGGCAAUGAACGAGUUUGUUUUCUUGGGCCAAGGAUACGUGCAGAUUGGCGUGGUUCACUAUUCGGACAACGCCACGGUGUUUAUGCCUUUGAAUUUUACCCACGAUUUGAAUACAUUUGCCAGUACUUUCCAAGCUUCGUUGCAAGAUAACUUUAACAGCUCGUCAAACUUGUCGAACGCUCUUCAAUUCAUUCAGAAGGAAAUGUUUACGACAAAACAUGGAGCCAGAGACCAUGCCUCAAAAUAUGUUGUUCAUGUCUUUAAUGGACACGACACAAACAUUACAGAGUCCAUUUGUAUUGUUGAAGACAUGACAAAAAAGGGAAUUAAUAUUUUGUCUAUUGGUAUAGGAACGAAAUACCAAGAUUCGGAUGUGUUAAAAACGGCUACUAGUCCAUUCCAUGCUUAUUUCUCUGAGCUGGACUUUUCAACAAACCAGUGGAACUUGACAAAUACUGAGCUUGAAUUUGUCAAGAAAUUUAACAGUCGAUUAGAAUGUACAAGUAGAAUUAAUGCUUAAAUUCUAUAUCAAAACUUCUUAAUUUGCAGUAGUUUGAUGCGUUGUGAGACAUUUGUCUCUUUGCAAGUAGUUUUCAUUAGAACUUGUGAAGCGAACUUCUAAUUAUAUGUUCAGAAACUGAAGGGAGUAACAUUUCAAUUUCAACAUAGUUUGGAUAAACUAAAGAAGUUAUUUCUGUUUUCAUUAAUGUAUCAUUUAGAAAUUUCAUCAAAAAGUGCGAAAACAACAACAAAUCAAGUGGAUGUGCCUUCACCUAGAAAAAAUCACCUUAGCAUAAUAAGAUAAAUUGGACCCCAAAUAAAAGUUGCACUUGUGAAACAAAAUGUGUCGAAAAUGAAGAAAGAGAACGGAGAAAGUUAAAAUACAGGCAUGUAUCAUACAUUGUGCAAUUCGAGAAGAUUCGUUGAACACUGCGCUAAAUGGACUCGUACUAUGUGCCAUUCAGUAAACUUCAUGGCAACUUAAAUGUCUGGAAUGGUGACUUUUUAGAAUAGUCAAGGCAUACAAUCACCUUAUAGUUACAUUUUAGUCAUGUUUUUGUUGACUGAAUGACAAAGCUUCAUUUUGUACUGGUUAUUGUAGAUGGAAGUUAAAUUACGAUAUGAAUACGAUUUGGCAUAUUUUUGUGCUUGCAAUUCAAAAUACUGACAUUUCUAUCAAGAAUGUCAGAAGUCUGACAGUGUUUGUUUCGAAGAAAGUGUUAAUAUCAGAACGAAAAAAACAUAUUACAGAAAAAUGGUUGUUCAGCUAAAAUAUGAUGACAAAGUAUACAAAGCUUAAAAUGCUCUUAGUUAUAUUGAAUAACAUUAGUUAAAAUUGAGAUAACCUUAUUUUGACCUGUCUGCAACGUUGUUUUAACAUCUUAGAUUUUCAGAUACUAAUUAUGAUAGGAAUGUUUUUUUUCUUUCAUGGAAAUAAAAAUAAUUUCUAGCGAUGGUUGUUGACAGCUUUAAUAAAUGGUUUGUUUUAUAUCAGAUGGCAUAUUCUCUAUUUGAUCUAGAUAUGCUAUAAAGGAAUUAUUAAACAAUAAAAGUUAAAUU